Messenger RNA from Dama dama (fallow deer), 867 nucleotides. Its product is annotated as testis-specific Y-encoded protein 1-like. The transcript has 7 exons. Lineage: Eukaryota; Metazoa; Chordata; Mammalia; Artiodactyla; Cervidae. The record is from RefSeq and is a predicted model, not a curated record. The coding region runs from base 1 to 867 and encodes 288 amino acids.
AUGGAGAUGAUGUUAGGAAGACGAAUGGAUGGCCUCCACAGUGAUGUAUUUGAAGGGACCCUGAGGCCUGCCAGCACAGUGGAGUCAUCAGAGAUAUUGCAGGCACCACAUGGCACACCAGGCAAGGAGAUUGCUUUCUUCAGGGUGGAGGCAGUGGGGGAAGACACAGCCCUGGAGAAGGAAGAACUGGCAUGGAUCAGGCAGGAGUUCCAGCUGCUGGUGGAAGACAUCAUCAUGAAGGAGGUGGAGGUGGUGGUGGAUGUUGUGGAGGAGCAGGUGGCUUUGCAGGAAUGGGAGGAGAAGCCAGAGGAGGAGAGCCAGGAAGAUGCAAGUCCAGAAGCCCAGACUGUUAAGGAGGAGGACAAGGAGCAGGAUCAAGAGGCUCUGGAGCAGACCACUGGGAGUCUUCAAAAUGACUUAGGGGACUGGGAAGUCAAAAGUCUCAAGAGUAGCUAUGGAGCAGCCAAUUCCAGAUACACUUCAGUAAAAGAUGAAGACCUGUCAAUGAGUUCCAAAAGAAAUGCCAAGGUGCAGGUGCGGAGCCAUCCACGGUCCCGCUGCAAGCUGAUCUUCUCCUUUUGGGACAACCCAUACUUCUGGAACACGGUGAUUGUUAAGGAAUAUUAUUACCUUGACAUCACUGGGUAUAGGGCACGUCAUUCCACACCAGUCCACUGGUUCUGGGACUUUGAACGGGGAGCACCCAGCCGCAGGCUGGACACCAGGAACCUGAACUUUCUCAAUUGGCUGUCAGGCCACAACUGCCCAGAAUCGAACAGGACUGCUGAGAUCAUUGGCCAGGAUGUGUGGGACGAUCCCCUGAAGUACCACCCCAGGGAGGAAAUUUGUGCAAUGAGAGGUAGCUGA